Molecule: messenger RNA, 1185 nt
Organism: Mycena indigotica
Lineage: Eukaryota; Fungi; Basidiomycota; Agaricomycetes; Agaricales; Mycenaceae
Exons: 4
Coding region: 1-1185 (394 amino acids)
Source: RefSeq, a predicted model, not a curated record
AUGAAGUUCUCCGCUACCUUUGUCGCUCUUUCUAUCCUCGCGGUUAGCGUUUCUGCUGCCCCGCAAAUGACCCGCCGCGCAACUGUGGCUGAACUUGCUGCGACCCAGCAAGGGAAGAAGGUCGUAUUCACACCUUGUGCCUCCGACUCCGAGUGCCAGCAGGGCUGCUGUGGAUUCAGCAGUGGGAAAUGCGCUGGACCAGCGGUUGCUCAAACCAACGGAUCCGGCGGAUGCGGCCGCGGUACUGCUGUCGCCAACUGCAAUGUCGCAACUCUCCUCGGCUUCCCGGGAACUUGCAUUGCUGGAUUCAAGAACACCGACACCAACGACCCGCAAGUCCAGGCUGCGACCGCCUUCUCUGCCCAACUUAACAGCAUCCCCUUCACACCCUCCGUCGCUGCCCCAGCUGCCCCCCCACCACCACCACCAGCUGCCAACAAUGCAGCUGCACCCGCCCCCGCCGCUGGCGGAGCUUCAGUCGCUGAACUUGCCGCUUCCCAACAGAGCAAGAAGACCGUCUUCGAGGCGUGUGGUGCUGAUUCGGAGUGCCAACAAGGUUGCUGCGGCUUCAACAGCGGUAAAUGCGCUGGCCCCGCUGUCGCCCAGACCAAUGGUUCUGGCGGAUGUGGCCGUGGCACUGCUGCCCCCAACUGCAACGUCGCCACUCUUCUUGGCUUCCCAGGAACUUGCAUUUCUGGCUUCAAGAACACCGACACCAACGACCGCACCGUCCAGGCUGCGACCGCGUUCUCAGCACAGUUGAACAGCAUCAAAUUCACCCCGACCGUUGGCGGUGGCGCUGCUGCUGCGCCCCCACCACCCGCUGGUAACAACGCCGCUGCCCCUCCCGCUGCUGCCGGCCCCAAGAAGUCCGUUGCUGAGCUCGCUGCCUCGCAACAAGGCAAGAAGACCGUCUUCAUCGAGUGCGCCUCCGACUCCGAGUGCCAGCAAGGAUGCUGCGGCUUCAACAGCGGCAAAUGCGCUGGCCCCGCUGUCGCGCAAACCAACGGCUCUGGUGGAUGUGGCCGUGGCACCGCUGCCCCCAACUGCAACGUCGCCACCCUCCUCGGCUUCCCGGGCACCUGCAUUGCCGGCGCGCGCAAUGGCGACCUCAAGGACCCCCUGGUCCAGGCUGCCACCGCCUUCUCCGCCCAGCUCAACAGCAUUGGGUUUACCCCCGCGUAA